UAAGGCAGGCGUGAUCUUUCUCUUCCUACAGACGCCGCUGCUGCUACCUUCGGCUCUGGGCAGAGCCAGGGGCAGCGCGAGAGGGAGGCAGCGAGACAGUUCCUGGCUAGGCAGUAGCCCAGCCCGGGUCCGGAGGGGGCCCCGACAUCAUGUGAUGCAGGAAGAGAGCGCAAAUGAUAUGGAAUGUGAGCAGCUGCCAGCAGAGAUACUGCGACAAGUGACCAUUCACCGAGACCCUAUAUAUGGCUUUGGCUUCGUGGCUGGCAGUGAGAGGCCUGUGGUGGUUCGAUCUGUGAGGCCAGGAGGCCCCUCUGAGAACAAGCUCCUGGCUGGUGACCAGAUUGUGGCUAUUAAUGAGGAAGACGUGAGUGAAGCCCCCAGGGAGAGGCUCAUAGAACUUAUCAGGAGCGCUAAGGAAUUCAUCGUUCUUACAGUUCUGCACACUCAUCAGUCCCCCAAAUCUGCUUUCAUCAGUGCUGCGAAGAAGGCCAAGCUGAGGUCCAAUCCUGUGAAGGUUCGAUUUUCUGAGCAGGUGGCAGUUGGAGAAACAGAUGCAAAAAUGAUGAAGAAGGAAGCUCUCCUCCUCAUUCCCAACGUCCUGAAGGUUUUCUUAGAAAAUGGGCAAAUCAAGUCAUUCACAUUUGAUGGCCGGACCACUGUUAAGGAUGUGAUGGUAACAUUACAGGACCGCCUCUCCUUGAGGUACAUUGAGCACUUUGCUCUUGUCCUUGAGUACGCCGGGCCAGAACAGAAUCACAAGUUUCUGCUUCUUCAGGACAAGCAACCCCUGGCUUAUGUGGUACAGCGGACACACUAUCAUGGAAUGAAAUGCCUCUUCCGAAUAAGCUUCUUUCCCAAAGACCCUGUGGAGCUGCUGCGUCGGGAUCCUGCUGCUUUUGAGUAUCUAUAUAUCCAGAGUCGGAAUGAUGUUAUUCGAGAACGCUUUGGAAUGGACCCCAAGCCAGAGAUGCUUUUGGGCCUUGCUGCGCUCCACAUCUAUAUCACUGUCUCAGCCACCCGACCUAGUCAGAAGAUCUCGCUCAAGAAUGUGGAGAAGGAGUGGGGUCUGGAACCCUUUCUUCCCCCCUCCCUCCUGCAGGGCAUCAAAGAGAAGAACCUCCGGAAAUCUCUUUCUCAGCAACUGAAGGCUCACCAAACACAUCCUUCCUGCGGCACCAAGGGCUCUGCAAUUCAGGCAAAGCUCCAGUAUCUACGAAUUCUGAAUGAACUUCCUACCUUCACGGGCGUUUUGUUCAACACUGUGGGCCUGGACGAGAAGCAGUCGGCCACCACUCUCCUGGUGGGACCCCGUCAUGGCAUCAGCCAUGUUAUUGACCUCAAAACCAACCUCACCACUGUGCUGUCCGAGUUCAGCAAGAUCAGCAAGAUCCAGCUGUUCCGGGAGAACCAGGGCGUGGCCCGGGUGGAGACCAGCAUCAUGGAUGCCAAGCCUCUGGUGCUGUUGAUGGAGUGGCCCGAAGCCACCAAUUUUGCCUGCCUGAUCGCGGGGUACUGCCGCCUCCUGCUGGAUUCCAGGAAGAUGGUCUUCUCCAGGCCUGCCAGCCAGCCACUUCCACCUCCAAUGAUCAAGGCAGAUUACAUGCACAGCGCCCACCGCCCUGUCACUGGGGGCCACCUGGGGAAAAAGGAGAGUAGUUAUGUGGGCAGCAUGGGCACCAGCCCCAGGAAAUCGAGCCGCUGCACACCCCCACCUGCCGACUCUGAGCUUGUCAGCUUCUGCUACCUCCAUAUGCAGGAACAAAGGAAGGAGCAGGAAAGCCGGACAGAUGUCAACGAGAACCUAAUAUUCUUUGAGGAGACCAGGCCCCGAACCAAGUCUGACCCCACAUCCAAAAGCUCUGGCCAAGGUUAUGAGGUAGUCCCCGAUGACUUUGAUGCAGCUAGCCUAGACCACGAGCCUUGUGCCAGCAGGGCCCGGUCCUACACCUUGGACAAUUCCCUUGGGGCUGAAGCCCUGAAUUUCUACUGUGACUCUUGCAAAGCCAAACUCCAGGAGCAGCUGGGCCCUCGCAAAAGUGGGAAGCCUGGCUCCUCUCGUGACAAUAUAGUAGAUUUGAUGUCCCUCCCACCACCUGGGAGUGAGGAGGAGGAGGAGGAGGAAGAUGAGACAACUUCUCUGUUGCCUGCCAUUGCUGCCCCACCCCCGGGUUUCCGAGACAACAGCUCUGACGAGGAUGACCCCAAGCGCCGGGCUGUCCAGAGCCAGGAGCAAGGACGCCACCUGCGUGGGCUUCUUUACGAUGAGAUUCCAGUGACAUUGAUUGACAGUGUGCAGACCCGGACAGUUCGAGAUCAUGCCCAGGAGCUAGAUGAUGCCCUGGUGUCCACUCUGCAGGCUCUGGAAGCCCUGGCUGCAUCCGAGGAUGGACCACACCCACCACCCCCACAGACUGCAGGUCUGAUUGUGCUGGCCACAAUCACUCCUGAAUCAUCGCUGGACUCGGGUCAUGAAACCAACUCUUCAGAGCUCACAGACAUGUCAGAGAUGAUGUCAGCCAUGAAGCAGCACCAGAACACCACCUACUUCCUGGCCCAGCACCUCAACAAGGACAGCCUCCUUGCCCGCAAGGACCUGCCCUUCCGGAUCCAGAGCUGUGCAGCCCAGGCCGUUCUCACGGCCCCUUACUCUCUCGGGCGCCCAGAUCCCAACCAAUCUCUCCAGCCGGUUGCCACAGGCCAGAGUUCUGGCCCCCCCGGCGCCCGGAGGAAGCUGCCCCAGUCAGAGGGCCAGGCACAGGGAGAACGAACAUACUCCUUGGCAGUGCACCCAGCACUGUCCCCACAACUUAGUGAACAGAAGAAUCUGAGCCUGCUGUCCCCAGUUCCUAAGGACAAAGGGCCUGGUCACACUAGGUCAGGCCUAGAGAUGUCACUGAGAGCGGCUACAUCAUCCCUCAGUGAAGAGCAGGUCUCUGAGCUGAGAGAGAACCUGCCCAAGGAGGUCAGGUUGAGCCCCAAGCUUAUCCUGGACCCAAAGGGCAGUGUGACCCCAGCCAUCAUCUCGGCCGCCCUGCAGCAGGUGGUUCACAGUAAGAGUCUUGUCACUCCUGGUGGGGCUUUGGGAAACGCCCCCAGCAGGGGCGAGAGAAGCCUGGAGGACAGCAUGGGGAGGCCAGAGGUUAGCAUGGCAAGGCCAGAAGUUAGCAUAAUGAGCAGCAGUGCCAAUAAGAAUUUGAAGUUCAAAAUGAGCCCCAGUGCUCCAGAGACCUCACGGAAUUCUCAGCAUCAGCUGGGCACAGAGGUCUCUUCCAGCCCCAGAGCACCCACAGGCAGCCGGGCUGACAGCCUGCACCUCACCCCGCAGGAGAACAGGCUGUCUGUUCAAAAUUUCCCUCCCAAAAGCUAUCUUUUGCGAGCAAGCCGAGAGUCAGUGGGCAAGCAAGCUACAGGGGAGGUGGCAGGCAAAGGUGGGCCAGAGGGUGGUAAGCCCAUCCUACCGAAGCAGGGCACCAUCUCCAGCCAAGGGGAGAAGGCGCAGCUGGAAAGCACACCCAAAAGCAGCAAGCUCGAAGAGACCGGCCUGGUUCCUCGAGCUAGCUACCCCAUGGCUCUGCAGAGCCCCAGCUGCCAUUCGAGAAGCCACAGCCCCAGCUGCCAGCCCCGUGGCCACAGCCCUAUCAGCCAGUCUCGAGGCCAGAGCCCCAGCUGCCAACCUCGAGGCCAGAGCCCACUGAGGUCUCAGGCUGCCAGCCGGCAGGUGAGCACUAUGCCCUCUAGGAAGCUUGAAACAACUCUCAAUGGAGCCCACUCAACCUCUGAAGGCCCUGCAAAGCCCAAGUCAUCCCGAGGUCCUUUCCGGCUACGCAAUUUAUUCUCUGCCACCUUCCCAACCCGCCAGAAGAAGGAGACAGAUGAACGGCAGGCCCAGCUGCAGAAGGUAAAGCAGUAUGAGCUGGAGUUCCUUGAGGAGCUUCUAAAACCACCAAGCCAGGGGGAGUUGCCAGGCACCGAGUACCUGCAACCUCCAGCACCCGGCCGCUGUAGCUGCCAGCUCCGCAGCAGCCCUGUGCAGCAAGGGCCUGGCAUGUCCCGCGAGCAGAGGCGCAGCUGCGACUGCAAGCGCAUCUGCCGGGGGGGCCGGCCACAAGCCGCCCAGACACCAGUGCCCAGCCUCCGGGGGAGGGAAAGGGACAGGGUCCUCCCUACCCAGAGGCAGCCAGAGGCUAGCCCAGGCAUGAGCCUUAGCAGCCCCAUCAAUGUCCGGCGCAUUCGUUCUACCAGCCUGGAAUCCCGAGAGUGCCGAUCAGACCCAGAGAGUGGUGUUUCGUGCCUCACCACGUGUGCCUCAGGGGGCGAAUGUCUGGGAGCUCCGAAUUACAGGAAACUGAUGCGCCGCUACAGUAUCAGUGAGCUGGACCAGGGUGACAGGGCCUCGCUGACCUCGGAUGUCUACCCACAUCUGCCCCUGGGCAUGCUGCCCAGGGAGGCCAAGGAGGUAGAGGCAAGCCUCCCCCUAGCCUUGGGUCCCAAAAGCAGGUCUCUGGAGUCACCGACCCUGGGAAACCCCUCCUAUGUCCAGGUUGCCCCAGAGACCAAAGGUCCCAGACAGAUGGCUGUGUUCUCACUGCCCGAGGAGGUGUACCGGCAGCCUGCCGAUCUAGAUGAGGACAGUGAGAGCAGCAAGUGCUGCUCCAUUCGCUACUGCUUCUAUUACCGCAAGUGUGACAUGGCAGAUGAUGCCAGUGACGGCAAGGAUGAGCUCUCCUACUCUAUCCCCAUGAAGAUCCUGCCCGGCAUGAAGCUGGACGAGCAGGUGGUACCUGUGGUGAGCAGGACCCUGCAGGUGCUGGAUGCUGCCACCUGCAGCAGCAGCAGCCCUGAGGCCUCCCGCACUCAGGAGAUUGACCUCCGCGUGUCCACCUUCGAGGGGAGCCUGGCCAAGAUCAAUGCCCUGAGAGCCCAUGCCUAUGGCCUCCCUGAUGGCUUCCUGGCUGCCCGGCUGGACACCAACGAGCUGCUGACAGUCCUGCGGCAGUGUGUGGCCAGCCCUGAGGCCCGUGCCCCCAAGCCCUAUGUCUCUCAGAUCUCCGAGUAUAAGCUCGAGCUAGCUCUCAAGUUCAAGGAGCUCCGGGCCUCCUGCCGCCGUGUGGCCAAUGUGGACAAGAGCCCGACUCACAUGCUGGCAGCCAUCACGGGCAGCUUCCAGGUGCUGAGCAGCCUCAUUGAGACCUUCGUGCGGCUGGUAUUCAUCGUGCGCUCCGAGGCCCAGCGCCAAGAGCUGCUGGCCAAGGUAGAAGAGGUGGUGAGGAACUACACCUUCCUGUUGCGUGCAGCUGAGGAGUCCACAGCCCGGAAUCUUAACCAGCAGCAGCAGCAGCAGCAGCAACAGCAGCAGCAGCAGCAGCAGCAGCAGCAGCAGCAGCAGCAGGCGGCAGCAGCUGCAGGGGCAGCCAUGGAGCAUCCACCAGGCUCCCCAACCUCAGCGACUGUUAUGAGCACAUUCACCCACUCCUUAAAAACCCUUAUUAAGUAGGGCAUCUGCCCACACCUGUCCCCCUUCCCUAACCAUGGCCCCAGGUUUGAGCUUUGUGGUCCUUGCAUCUUAUGGUGAGUGUGUGUGUCUGCUGGGCUAGUCAGGGUCCAAGAGCCCAUCAGUCUCCGGGGAGUGGAAACUCCCUUGAUUGAGGCUCUCUCUUAAGGGCUGCAAGCUUAGCUGCCGCCCCGGGUGUCCUCACCCCUUCCCUGGCGUCUGGGCCUCACUGUGAGGGCAAAGGCCCCUCGUCACUCUGCUCACAGCAGAGCUGUAUUUUCUCUCUUCUCUGGGGCUGAGAGGUGACAUCAGGCUCACUUCCUGCUCAAUCCAUGUUGGGCGCUGGGGGAGCCAAGGCCUGCAAGCAGACCCUCAGGCCUUGAGCUCCCCGUGGCAUCAGCUCCCCUGCUGGGAACAGUGGCAGUAACAGCAUGCCACAGCGCCAAGCUGAGGGGAGAGGGCACUCAGUCCAGAUGUGCCCAACCACUCUGGGCUCACACUCAACUGGCAGGUGCCACCCUGAGGGCCUGUGCCUGGGUGAGAUACCUGCAGAAAACAGCCACACUAGGCUGUUUGCAGCCACCCAACAGGCUGGCAGCCUGGGGAGCCCUCACCUCCAGGUCCAGUAGCUCCACACCAGCCAUCCCCAAAGUGCCCUGCCCCUCACUGAUGGGCAGGGCAGCUCAGUCCACUAGGGAGCAAGCAUCUGGGAUCACCCCACUCGUUUUGGGUAAGGUAUCUGGUAAAAAACGUCUGCCUGGGGAGACCCAGUGCAGGCCUAGGAGCCCGCCCGGCCCAGCGCAGGGGCUGUUGCUGCAGGCGUGAGGCUCCUCUCUUAACAUCUUUCUACCAGACAGACUGUCCUUAGGAGUUUGACUUAGCUGUGGAUC
Messenger RNA from Sapajus apella (tufted capuchin), 6381 nucleotides. It is a transcript of the gene FRMPD3, whose product is annotated as FERM and PDZ domain containing 3. Lineage: Eukaryota; Metazoa; Chordata; Mammalia; Primates; Cebidae. Gene Ontology annotation, molecular function: protein binding. Gene Ontology annotation, cellular component: cytoskeleton. The transcript is spliced from 15 exons. Bases 155 to 5494 code for a protein of 1779 amino acids. The record is from RefSeq and is a predicted model, not a curated record.